AUGAAGUUAUUGGUCCUCGCUUUCUGCAUUGGAGUGGCUGCUGCUCAAAGUACAUCGUGUGGACCGGUAACUUUCACUGAUGGGCUUGGCUCUUGUCCACAAAACUGUAUUGUCAGCGGUGAUCAAUGUGUGAUGAAUGUCGAAGGAUCUGGAUCGGACAGUGCAAGCAAUGAGGGAAGUGGAGAUAUCGAUACGGAAUCUGACAGUGUUGAGAGCUUCGAAGGAUCAGGAUCAGGAGCAGACUCAGGAUCAGGGUCAGGCUCAGGCUCAGGAUCAGGAUCAGGGUCAGGCUCAGGAUCAGGCUCAGGAUCGGGAAGCGUGAGUAUUGAGGAGAAUGAAGAUGGCAAUGACAACAAUGAUGAUAGCACUGAGAAUCAAGAUUCGGUGGAGAUCGCUGUUCAAAAGGAUUGCGGCGAGCCGAUGUUUGGCUUCUGUCCAACGAACUGUGUUCUCACUCCAGAUCGUCUUCGGUGUAUCUUCGGAGUUUCACCAUCAGCAAUUUGUGGACCGGCUACUUCUUUCGGUUGUCCAGCCGGUUGUUCUCUUCAAGGUGACACUUGUGUCCAAGUUCAACAAGAGCAAACUCAA
Messenger RNA from Mesorhabditis belari, 588 nucleotides. NCBI's taxonomy places the organism in Eukaryota, Metazoa, Nematoda, Chromadorea, Rhabditida, Rhabditidae. The record is from the annotation of a GenBank genome assembly.